CACUGUACGCAUAUUGAUAGGAUCCUAGUAUAUCACGUACGCUACUCACAAAAAGUUGGAAAGAUUCAGUUUUGUGUCAAGUUUCAGGCUGAACCUAAAAUGCAAUGUAACCUUGACAGGGGAGCCUAAUUUGGCCUUCUGUGACAUUUUGAGCGCACAUCCAACUAGCAGAGAUUGCGGUAUGUUUUGCGCAACUUUAUGUUGUCUAACGAGAACCUGAACUGCAAAAUUGACAACAGGUGUUUGAUUCAUAAAUCGACCGAUACAUUUCCCAGGAUGUUCACUUCUAUGCCUUUCUGUGACUCUACCAGUCUUUCUGUUGCAAACAGCUGAUGACAGACCAAGAAUAUUGAAGCUCAGUGGCUUCUCCCUGUUGAGAACAGGUCAAUUGUCGGGUGUCAUCUUUGUCUCAUGAUGACAAAAUGCGAACAGCAUGAUUAAGACGACCGCUUACAAAUCACUUUCAAUUGAAGCAGGAACUGUAUUGGUCCCCAGUGGUCAUUGCUCUUGUUAUUUUGGUGCUCAGAUCAUUUUUAGAAAAUGGGAAGUUGUGCACAAACUACUGAAACAUUGUUGGACAGUUUCAAAAUUCGAAAUUUUGAGGUCAAACUAAGUUUCCCUGUUAAGGCUGCAGCCACUACAUUUUAGGUCCAUCCUGAAAUUUCACCCAGAAUUGCAAACGCAGUGGUGGCCAAACUUUUUCCUCUGAGGGCGGCCUAUGGGAAAUUUGAAGGCCGCUUUGCAAUUCUUUAACUUGUAAUUUAGGAACCAUGAAAAACCAAUCCAUCAAGCAAAUAUAUAUUGUUGAUACAGUGGUUCCUUGACAUGUGAGUACUCCAAAAAAGUUUUGAGAUACAAAGAUGUUGACUUUGGUCUUGACUUGUGAGCAGCGACUUGGGGUAUGAGUGCACUUCAGAAGCCCUACCUCUCCAGUGAAAUGAAAAAAAACCCCAAAAACAAAUAAUGUGUAAAACCUGGAACAAAUUGGUGUCCAAACAGAUUUUUCGGACACGUAGGCUGGGUUGCACCAACCAGGUUUAAUUUGAUCUAAGAUUAGCUCUAAUCAGAGAUGACUAAAACCAAGUUUAAAAUGAGUUCAUCUGUUUUUUUUUUUUUAAUUCAAACUGAUUAAUAAACUUUUAUCUCACCCAAAUUUCCCCUUCCUCAUAAAAUUCAAGAAGAUUGACCCUGUCUACCAAAUUAUUGACUUUUUGCUGUAAUGCGCCCAAAAAAAAAUAUGCACCCGUCAGUUGAGAAUUAAUACUCGAUCACAGUUUAAACUUGAGUUUAAAGUUCUGGUGCCACAGAAUUACAUUUAAACAUGGUUUGGGAGUACAAAUUAAAUUGAGGUUUAAAUGUAAUCUGUUUUACGGUAUUUUAGACAAGGUAUAAAGUUUGGUGCAACAGAACUCAAACCAUGAUUGAAUUUAGUGCUUUUGUUAAAACUUGGUGCCAUAUUGUUGAGUUUGCAAACUGUGCUUUCUGAUAUGUACUGUGUGCAGACCACUCAGUUGUGCUUUCUCUCACACAUAAGGGAAACAGCAUUCGCUGCAUGCAUCACAUAUUUGAGGUAUCUGUCACUUCAAUAUGGCUUCCAAGAAAGUGAAAAGUGCAAGUGAUUGCGCCAUUAAAAAGCUGAUGUUUUUGGAAGAUAUUGAGGGAGCUACUGGACAACUGCAGCAGCAGCUGGUGAGGGUGGCAUGGAGAUAGUGGAGAUGUACAAGGAGUGAUCAAUGGCACUCGCCAUUUGAAAGGCAAUACAUACAAACCUACUACAGUACACUGUGUGUGUGGCAUUUGGCUUCAUUUGAAGAAAAAGAAUAAUAUUUUUUUGGAUUAUGCACGUACAAAUAUGCACAAAUUUUGACCUCUGCACUUGGCCAAUAGCAGUAGACACGGCAAACACACACUCUUCGUGGUACGUGCUGGAACAGGGUUUAGAGACAUGUGGUGAAAGUUCCUAUGAAACAAAACAAUACCAAAGCAUUGAGCCAGCGGCUUCUCUGGGCAUGUACGAGGCUGCCCACUGCCACCCUGAGCCCACCCCUGCUGCGUUUGAUGUGGGCACAAUGGAUGAAUACGAUGGUGGUUACUCUGAAGAAGCCGCAGGCUGUCACAGACGAGGCACCAAUGCAGCGUCCCUCUACGAGAAUUCAGGACCACAACUCAACCAAAGAAUGGUGUCCAUCUCAUCGGACGCCCACCAAUCGACUGCGGUUCUCACAGGGCAGAUGAGCUCACCUGGUGCCAGUCAAGGUGACAGUAGGCCCAACAGCAGUCUUCCUCGGGGUGCUGGGCCUCACAUGAUGUGGACAGUACACGGCCAUAGUUCAUUUGCUCAUUCUGCCGACGACCUAGAGUCGGACUCUGGCCUCUCGCUGGGCUCCAGUCCACCAUUGGCCUCACCGGGAAACUUGGCCGCUGGCGUACCAGGUUACAGGAGUGCGGACAUGUCUGUUGCAUGCAGUGAUGGGGAACCAGAAGGCAUGGUGGAACACAGAAGAGCACACAACUACCAGACUGAAUACCAGAGUCACUCCGACUCCUAUCUGCAAAGAGGAGCACAACCAUCUUAUUUCACAACCCAACACCACUUGAGCCAUUCACAUUUCGAUGCACCGAAUCCUCGGGCAACCAAACAUCAGACUAUGGGUGAACUCCACAGCUCAGCAUUUUCCAGCAGAGGGAGCUGGCAAAACAGCAUGCAUUCAAAAUCUUAUGGAAACCCCCAGGCACCAGCCAGCAGGGAUGAGAGGCGGGCCAUAGCACUGAAGAUCCCCUUCACAAUGGAAAAGAUCAUCAAUCUGCCAGUGGAUGACUUCAACGAGCUCCUCACGCAGCACACCUUGACUGAUGCCCAACUGGCACUGAUCAAGGACAUCAGGCGUCGGGGCAAGAACAAGGUAGCAGCUCAAAACUGCCGCAAGCGCAAACUGGAUAGCAUAAUUCACCUUGAAAGGGAGUUGGGACAGCUGCAGGUUCAAAGAGAUGACCUGGUACAACAGAGAUUAGAAUUCCAGCGUAGCUUGACAUACAUCAAGUGCCACCUCACUAAACUCUAUGCAGAGGUGUUCUCUCAUCUGAGAGAUGAAACUGGACAACCAUAUUCAAUAGAUGAGUACUACUUGCAACAGAUGGCGGAUGGUCAAACAUAUCUGGUGCCUCACACAAUGAUGCACAAGAAAGAAUGCUGAAAUGUGACCAAGCGAUAUGGAAAUUGUUGGUGUUAGGGUGCCACCUAUGGAGCUUUACCAUUCAACACAUUUCAUAUUUUAUAAGUAAAAACACCAUCACUUUAUGAAAAUAAAAUUUAUUUGUAAAAAAGGGAAAACAUUGGUCUCUCUUAAAAAAAAUAAAUAAAAGUUGCAGUCAUUCUCCAGAGUCCUGCAAGAGAAACACCAGGUCAGAGAAUCAACUUUUGCUUCCUUUCAAAAUUGGUGAAGCACAAAUAAAAGGUCCCAAUAA
Messenger RNA from Hippocampus comes (tiger tail seahorse), 3465 nucleotides. It is a transcript of the gene nfe2, whose product is annotated as nuclear factor, erythroid 2. Gene Ontology annotation, molecular function: DNA-binding transcription factor activity, RNA polymerase II-specific; RNA polymerase II cis-regulatory region sequence-specific DNA binding. NCBI's taxonomy places the organism in Eukaryota, Metazoa, Chordata, Actinopteri, Syngnathiformes, Syngnathidae. The record is from RefSeq and is a predicted model, not a curated record. The coding region runs from base 1839 to 3194 and encodes 451 amino acids. Gene Ontology annotation, biological process: regulation of transcription by RNA polymerase II. The transcript has 2 exons. Gene Ontology annotation, cellular component: nucleus.